AGUAUUGCCAUUGUCACUAAUCGUGGUUGCCAGUUUACAACUUUGCUCCAGGCGGUAUGGGCAAACACAUUUCACAAGUUACAUCAAAAUUCACAUCAGUUCAGUUUACAAUUUUCGUACUUUCUUUGCGACUUGAAUGUGACUUAAUGAAUAGUUUGUGGUAUAAAGUGUAGAUCACACUGUAUAUUUAUUCACAUGUUUUGACAUUCCACUUAUCAGUUAUUUUUGCGUUUAUAAGUUAGGUCAGGACUUGGUAUCUGGUUGUACACUAUAUUUAUAUUGCAUUAGUUGUUAUUAAUGUAAGAUAGGAUAUUCAUGAGCACGAUGCACACUGAUACUUCUGAAAAAGUGCAGCUAUUAGAAUGAUAUGUCAGUCCAUCUACUAACUACUUUCUAUUGCGCUGAGAGUGGGUUAUUUCAACACUGCUUUAAAGUGGGCCGCGAUACGAGUCUUCGGAAGACUUGUAGUACUUCAACGUUGUAAGAAUCAAGACAGUUGUUUGUGUGUGAUGUGCAAAGUUUUAUCGUGAUGGUGGAACGCGAAGGAAUGCGUCGAGGUGGAUGCGGCUGGGGUAGUGGAGUCUUCGGGAGAUGGUCCCUUCGCAGGCUUCUUCUGGACAGCCCCUUAGUUGGGAGGAGACUUACACAUUCAGUUUUGGAGCAGGCUGAAGGAAGAGCGAGUAAACAGAGUAAUGCUGAGCAAGCGUUGCCUCGCCAGCCGACAGUGCAGUACAUUGCUGAAGAUGACGAGGGGGAGUUGUUGGACUGCCCGCUGUGUCUGUCGGCGUUCAGCGCGACCGGGCGGGAGCGGCUGGCGUGGUGUGCCCACCGCUGCUGCGAGUCCUGUCUGCGCCAGUACCUCACCAUCGAGAUCUUCGAAGCCAGGGUGCCAGUUUGCUGCCCCGUCUGCCACGAGAAUAUGCAUCCCUCAGAUGUGAGGCGGAUAGUGGACAACCAAGCGCUCUUCGACAAGUAUGAGGAGUUUUCUGUGCGCCGAGUGCUGGCUGCAGAUCCCGACACGCGAUGGUGUCCCGCGCCAGACUGCAGUUUCGCCGUGGUGGCGACGGGGUGCGCGUCGUGUCCCAAGCUAACGUGCCUGGCGCCCGAGUGCGGCACGUCAUUCUGUUAUCACUGCAAGGCGGUGUGGCAUCCGACACAAACCUGUGACGCCGCGCGCCGCUCCCGCCAGCUUCAGCCGCGUGCGCCGCAGCCCUCGCACCCAGACAUGGAGCAUGGUGAAGUGAAGCCCUGUCCCCGAUGCUCAGUGUUGAUAGUGAAGGUGGAAGAUGGCUCCUGUAACCACAUGGUGUGCUGCGUGUGCGGCGCCGAGUUCUGCUGGCUCUGUAUGAAGGAGGUCUCCGACUUGCAUUAUCUGAGUCCAAGCGGGUGCACAUUCUGGGGCAAAAAGCCGUGGUCGCGCAAGAAGAAAUUGUUAUGGCAGCUGGGAACCCUGGCAGGCGCGCCGCUCGGUAUCGCGGUGGUGGCGGGCGUGGCCCUGCCCGCGCUGCUGGUGGGGCUGCCGCUGUGGGCGGGGCGGCGGGCGCAUCGCCGGCUGAGGCGCGCCAAGCCCGCGAGACGCCGCGCUGCCGUCACCGCCGCCGUGGCUGCUGCGCUGCUGGUGUCGCCGCUGGUGGCGGGCGUGGCCGUGGGGGUGGGCGUGCCCAUCCUGCUGUUCUACGUGUACGGCGUGGUGCCCGUGUCGCUGUGCCGCGCGGGCGGCUGUGCGGGCCCGCGCACAGACCCGCGCGACGACGCCGACGUCUACUCCAAGCGACCGGAGCCCAGCAUCGGUGACGCGUCACUGUCGGCCACGUCACAGCACGCGGAGGUGCGGGCGGCGUCGCUCGCGGGUCUGGCGGGCUCUCUGGCGUCGCACGACACGCACGAGGCGCACUACGCUAACUACCCGCUCUCGCCCUCACACCGACUGGAGGUGACCGCGGACGUGGCGGCGUCGGACUCGGCGAGCGCGAGCAGCGAGUGGCCCGACGAGCUGCCGUCGACGUCGGCGUCCACGUGCACGUCGACGCGGCGCCUGCGCAGCCUGUUCCUGUACGGCUCGCCCACGCCGCCCACCCCGCCAGACCCCGAAGCUGGUUCUUCAUUACCAAUACACUCGAGUAGAAUAGAGCUAGCGACGUGUGAAACGAAGAAUGAAGAUUCGUAACGAACCGCUGGCCGCUCUCGGGCUUCGUGUUGCGUCGGCUCCAACGAGUCAGUGUUCGUCCCGGGUGGGAACGGUCGUCACUUGACAGUGCGGAUAAUGCGUAGGAACGUGUCUUAGACGAUGUAUGAUUGGACAGACAAAAGUCUGCUUCGGCUACGGCCAUCAUUGUCUCUCUCUGGCAGUAACAAAUCUAUUCAUCUCAGCGAAAGAGUCGAUUUAGGUAUAUAUUUCAGUCCAAAUUGUUGAUUGUUCUAUUUAUUAUUAUUUUUUCUUGAGACUACUUUCUAUUAUGACAUUUUCUGAACAGUGUACAUAGUAGAGUCGAUAAUAUUUGAUACUUAUUCUGUGUAUAAGAUGAAAGUAAAAGUUUCUCAAAUAAGCCUUAAUGUACGGAAACAUCGAAACUGUAAAUAUUUUUUUUUAAUUCAAUUUAUAUUUCAAAGCCCCGUUUAGUAUUUUUAUAUAUUAUUUCUAUUGUAAAUAUGUAUAUAAUAUGUUUUUGUUAAUGUCACCAUCCUUAUUGAGAUAAGCAAAGACGAAAUUGUGAGUUACUUGACCGUCUUUGACAUCCCUUAAAUCUUGAUUGUAAUCUACUUACCCAACGUCAUAGAUUCUGAAGUUUUUUUUUUCGCAACCCACUUCGUAGUUAAUCUUUGUGAUAGCAGUAAGUGAUUCCAUCCUAUGAACAAUAUUAAAGAUCGAUUUUUGUCAUCGGGCUGCCCGCCUUUAUAUCAAAUCGUAUGAAUUUUCUAUAUCGUUGUAAAUAUUCCGUGUCGUUAGUCGUUGACAAAUUUUAUAAUUAGCUUUUUAAUUAAAUUCAGGUUAAUUUAAAAACUGAUUAUAUUAUUUAUAAUGUAUAUUUAAGCGGCGAAGUUAUGGCGAGUUAUAACGACAUCUAGCAAUGAGAAAACUUUAAUAAUUACAUUGAGAACUUAUUUAAUUACAGACAACAUAAGCAAGACAAUAUUCAGUAAAAAUAAUAUUAUAAAUGUCUUUCUAGUCAUAAUUUUGAAGUUGCUGCAAAUUGCUAGCUCGUGUCACACUCAAAUGACUUAGACAUAAACAAGUCAAGCGAAGUGAAGCUAUAUAUCAAGUUGUUUUAAGUCUAGUUAAAUGUUGAAAUAAUAAUAUAGUUGGUGUAGUUUCUUGGAAAACAUCAUAAACAACGAACCGCAGCCAUUUUUACAAAUUCGGCUCGAAGGACUAAAAAUAUUCAAAUUUAACAACUUGCCGGUAUUACCCAACAAGAAGCAUUUAAAAGGCAUAAUCAAAAGCUAAUUUCAGCGUAUGUUAUAAUUCGAUAACGAUGUAUGGCAAAAUAUGAUCUAGAUAUAGAAAUCGCCAAACGAAUAUUGUUUAGUUAUGCGGCGCUAACAACAGCUGGGCGCCGCCGAUAGACGCUUCGUACUUCGUUGAAUGCAUUCUAUCAAAUAUGUGAUACUCUAUAAUAAUUACUAUUAAUGAUCUAAAUUAUUUAAUUUUUCACAUUUGUAGGCAAUUAUAAGUGUAAAGUGGUACGCUACGUGAAUCAAGUGUAAACUAUCAUAAAACUGUAAUUAUA
This is a messenger RNA of Leptidea sinapis, 3728 nucleotides long. Its product is annotated as E3 ubiquitin-protein ligase RNF19A-like. Gene Ontology annotation, cellular component: cytoplasm; ubiquitin ligase complex. The transcript has 11 exons. The record is from RefSeq and is a predicted model, not a curated record. NCBI's taxonomy places the organism in Eukaryota, Metazoa, Arthropoda, Insecta, Lepidoptera, Pieridae. Gene Ontology annotation, molecular function: ubiquitin conjugating enzyme binding; ubiquitin protein ligase activity; zinc ion binding. Bases 530 to 2167 code for a protein of 545 amino acids. Gene Ontology annotation, biological process: ubiquitin-dependent protein catabolic process; protein polyubiquitination; positive regulation of proteasomal ubiquitin-dependent protein catabolic process.